UGUCGAGUUCAGUCAAUGCAGCUCGCCUGAACUGUCCGCACAAGCGAAGAAAUCAUUUUACGAAAAAUGUUGGAGCAGAUUUUCGCUAAUGAUGAUGUACGGGACAAUCGUUGCAAUGGACCCAACACACCGAUGGGAUUAUUUUUCCGUGGAAAAACCAUUUUCCUUACUGGUGGUACCGGAUUUUUGGGUAAAUUGUUCAUUGAGAAAUUGUUACGGUGCGGGGUGCGUGAAAUUAUUGUGAUCGUGCGAGCCAAACGCGACCGAACUCCACGGGAACGAAUGCAGAGACAGCUCGAACGAGAAGCGCUUUAUACGAGCUACGCAAAACAUCCGGACUACUAUUGGGACCGUUUGCGGAUCAUGGAAGGCGCCCUGGAGUACAGUGAACUGGGCCUCACCGAGCUGGAUAUCGACUAUCUGCAGAACAAUGUCGACAUUGUGAUUCAUUCGGCUGCGGACGUGCGUUUUGAUAACUCGCUGAAAACCAGCGUCAAAACAAACGUUUUCGGUACUAAUGAACUGCUCAAAAUCGCCCUGGGAAUGAAAAAACUGCUCUCCUUUCUGUACAUCUCUACGGCGUACUCCAACUGCAUCCAUGAAGUAGUGUCGGAAAAUUUUUACGAUCUGACUGUCGAUCCAAUGAUGUUGGUGAAACUUGUGGACACUGCGGACCAGUACGAGCUAGAUGCACUGAUGAAAAAAAUUUCUCAACCCUGGCCAAACACGUAUACCUUUGCCAAAGCCCUGGCUGAGGGUGUCAUCAGGAGCUACUGUGGACGACUGCCAGUGGCGGUGGUAAGGCCCUCUAUUGUUGUAUCAACCCUAGAAGAUCCGAUUGAAGGUUGGACCGACAACGUUUACGGCUUGAACGGUGUUGUAAUCGGAUUCAGCACCGGACUUUUACAUGUUUUGAACGUGAAUAGCGAGUACCAUGCGGAUAUCAUCCCGGCUGAUUUAGUCAUCAACUCCAGUUUGGCGGUUAUUUGGUACACCACACGAAAUCACAAUCAACUGUCGGAAUCGGCAGAAAAUGUUUUCAACUGUACAAGUCGAUCCGGUAAUCCAUUCAUCUACGCAGAUGUUUAUAAGUUCUCCUGGCUGUACAAGAACAAAAUUCCAGCUGUACAAACUCUUUGGUAUCCCACGUAUUUCUUGACGAGCUCGGCCACUCUAAACUACAUCCUACAACUGUUGUAUCACUUCCUUCCGGCAUUGGUCUUUGACAUGGUAGCUAGAUAUAAGGGUAUGGAGCCGAAAGUCAUGUUUCUCUAUCGCAAAAUACGACAGUUCAGCGAAGCUCUUGAAUUCUUCACUACCAAUGAGUGGAUCUUCUUGAAUGACAAAAUGCGCCUGGUUUACGAUAGCAUGUCCCAGGAGGAUAAACAAUUUUUCCCAUCCGAUGUAAAGAACGUAAGCUGGAGCUAUUUUUUCCACAUCUAUCUUCUGGGUCUACGAAAGUACAUUCUUCGCGAGAGCCUCGAAAAUUUGGACCAAGCCAAGCGGAAACUAUUUAAGCUUAAGCUAGCCCACAUGGCUUUACUUGGAGUUAUUUAUUUUGGGCUGUUUGUGAUAGCCUGUCUAUUUGUGCGAUGUUUUUUGACAAGAUAUGGUUUAGAUCAGUUUAGCAACAUUUUCUGAUAUUUAGUUAGCUACAAAUUUUUGAUAGAAUAAAAAAUA
Molecule: messenger RNA, 1680 nt
Organism: Malaya genurostris
Lineage: Eukaryota; Metazoa; Arthropoda; Insecta; Diptera; Culicidae
Product: fatty acyl-CoA reductase wat-like
Exons: 4
Coding region: 67-1641 (524 amino acids)
Biological process (GO): long-chain fatty-acyl-CoA metabolic process
Cellular component (GO): peroxisome
Molecular function (GO): alcohol-forming very long-chain fatty acyl-CoA reductase (NADP+) activity
Source: RefSeq, a predicted model, not a curated record